Messenger RNA from Trichoderma reesei QM6a, 2034 nucleotides. RefSeq names its product RhoGAP protein. The record is from RefSeq and is a predicted model, not a curated record. The annotation marks the transcript as partial. Lineage: Eukaryota; Fungi; Ascomycota; Sordariomycetes; Hypocreales; Hypocreaceae. Gene Ontology annotation, biological process: signal transduction; regulation of GTPase activity. The transcript is spliced from 6 exons. Gene Ontology annotation, cellular component: cytoplasm.
GGCAUUCCCUCGCUGCUGCAUCGGCUGAAACAGAGCAUAGCUUCCGCAAAGGAGUUCGGCACCUUUCUCAAGAAACGAGCCGGUCUGGAAGAGGACAGCGCUCAGACGCUCAAGAAGCUGGCGCGCGCCACCCAGGAUAACAUACGACGACCCGAACACCGCGGAGGCACAUUCGUCCACGUCUACGAGGAGAUGGUACACAUCCACGAACGCAUGGCUGAUAACGGCAUCCAGUUUGCGGCCACGCUCCUUCAAAUGAACGAAGAGCUCCUUGAGGCCGCCGGAACUGCCGAGCGCAACCGCAAGGUCUGGAAGGCCAACGGCCUGGCCGCGGAGCAAAAGGUCGUCGAUCUCGAGGCCGCCAUGCGCAAGAGCAAGGCGAAAUACGACUCGCUCGCUGAAGAGUACGAUCGCGCCAGAACGGGCGAAAGUAGGCCUGGCGGCGGCAAGGUCUUGGGUGCAUUCAAGGCGCACAAGUCGGCGGCGCAACAAGAAGAGGAGCUUCUGAAGAAGGUCCAGGCAGCAGAUCAGAUCUAUCACAGCGCCGUCACCAGUCUGCAGGCUGAGAAGGCCCAGCUCCAGACCACAACUCGUCCCGAGAUUGUCAAGUCGUUGCAAGAGGCUAUCCGCGAGAUCGACUCUGCCGUGGGGCUGCAGAUGCAAAGGUUUGCUCUGAAUAAUGAGAACCUGUUGCUCGGCAAUGGCCUUGUCAUCAGUCCCUUCAGAAACUCAGCGACGAUUGGCCCCAACCAGCCCCGAAGCAUGAGAUAUGCCAUUGCAUCCAUCAAUAUUGACAAGGAUCUCGAUGAGUUUGUCGCGACUUACCAUUCCAAGGUCCAGCCAAACCCGGGCGAGGUCAAAUACGAACGUAAUCCGGUACUCGGUCCUCAGCCCAGCGCCAUGGGUCACUCAGCUCUGCCCUCUGCGCCUCAUGCUUCCAAGCCUUCUGUCAGUCAGGCCCCUCAGGGCGGAUACCAACAAAACCCGCAGUCGUUUUCGGUUAACUCGAGGAUGAGUGGUGGCAAUAACCUCCCCAGCCCGCCGGCAGGCGCCCCAGCUUCUCAGGGGCCACCCGGAUCGAUAGGACAAGGGGCUGCUUCUACUCCCACCAGUGCCGAGCCACUCAAGUCGCUCCAUCAGCCCGACCACAGCCGAAGCUUCAGCCAGGGCAAUAUGCUAAACUCUCCCAUGAGCCCUCAAACGCAGCCAUACGGCACAGCAGGCUCCAGGUUUGCCGGCGGCGGCCCUACCACCACCGGCCCGCCCCAGCUCGGAGCGCUUCCGUUCCAGGACAGCGAAGGUCCAUCAACCAAGAGUGCUUCACCUCCCCAGCUGGGACUUCCCUACCAGCCUCCCGGGCCAAGCGCUCCGCCGGCAUACAGCGCCCCCAAUCACGGUCCACCAGCCCUGGGUGUCUCUACCGGCUCCAAGCCCGUCUUUGGUGUCCACCUCAGUCGCCUUUAUGAGCGGGACGGCCUCGCUGUUCCCAUGGUCGUGUAUCAGUGUAUCCAGGCCGUUGACCUGUUUGGCCUUGGGGUAGAAGGAAUUUACCGCCAGUCUGGCUCAUUGAACCACAUCAACAGACUGAAAGCCAUGUUCGAUUCGGAAUCUCAGUCACAAGCCCUUGAUUUCAGGAACCCGGAAAACUUCUUUCACGACGUCAACAGUGUUACGGGCCUGUUGAAGCAGUUCUUCCGGGACCUGCCCGACCCGCUGUUCACGUCAGAACACCACAGCAGCUUCAUAAACGCAGCAAAGCACGAGGACGAGAUUGUUCGCCGAGACUCCCUCCACGCCAUCAUCAACAGCCUGCCCGAUCCCAACUACGCCACCCUGCGUGCCUUGAUGCUGCAUCUGCACCGUGUCAUCGACAACUCUCACGUCAACCGUAUGAACUCUCACAACUUGGCCGUCAUCCUCGGGCCCACCCUCAUGGGCACCGACCCAAGCACUGCCAUUACAGAUGCUGGUUGGCAGAUCAAAGUCAUUGACACUAUCCUGGUCAAUACUUACCAGAUCUUUGAUGAGGAUUGA